Molecule: messenger RNA, 1683 nt
Organism: Eruca vesicaria subsp. sativa (arugula)
Lineage: Eukaryota; Viridiplantae; Streptophyta; Magnoliopsida; Brassicales; Brassicaceae
Source: the annotation of a GenBank genome assembly
AGUUGAACCAAUCUUGAAACUUUACAAAUCUACUAAUACUAAUACUAAGUAGAAGGCCGCUUCGCUUCCGAAAUCACCAGUUGGAGUUUCUUCUCCGAUGAUGAGACCAUCGAGAGACGCCAUUCAGUCUUACAUGAGCAUCACCGGCGCUGAUGAGUCACUCGCCAUUCAGAGCCUCGAGGAACAUGGGAAUAACCUCACUGAAGCCAUCAAUGCUCACUUCAGGGAUGUGGAAAGAAGCAUUCUUGAUCCAACCUCAGACACUCGUCCACAAUACAACAAUGCCGUGGAAGAUAAUAAUAUUAAUAAUAAUAGUCAUGUUCGUGUUGGUGGUAACGACUCUAGGCCAGUUCCAGGCGGACUUCCAUCUCUCCUCUCUGCUGCUCGGUCUUUUAGACCCUCUUUGCUUCUAGAUCCCAACUACAGGAGAAGUCUCCUUAGGCAGCUCAGUGGCUCUGGAAGUCCUCCACCUCCAUCAUCUCACACGGGAGAAGUCACUGGCUUCCCUGCUAACUCUACCUGGGGCACUACUAAUGAUCACGGAGGAGACGUUUAUGCUAGACUUUCACCUAGCUACGGAUCUCCUCAAGUCUAUGGUGGUCCACCAACACAUAGGAAUGCUGAAUCAUCACCUGUCUAUGGCAACGAUGCUGAGGAAGAAAUGAUCAGAGCUGCCAUUGAGGCUUCAAAAAAGGAUUUUCAAGAGGAGGGUCGUCGUCACAAUGUUCCGUCUAGCGUUUUAUAUUCGAGAGAGGCUAUUAACAAGGAAGACGAAGACAUUGCCCGUGCUAUUUCUAUGUCAAUAGAGAUGGAAGAGCAAGAGAGUGUAAUGCGAGAGCAACUAGCUGAACUUAUGCCUCACCCUGUGGAGCAAUCUAAUACAUAUGAAAGUAACAGAUAUAAGCCCGGAAGCUCUACAUUACAAGACAAGCGUGAAGACAGGAAACAAAAGCAGCCAAUUGAUACUAGCUCUCAGCACGGACAUGAUCUACAGAAUGUUGAAGCUGCUUAUCCUGAAGAGUGGGGUGGCAUUCCGUCAAAAGAGCUACAAGAGGCAAUAAUGCUGGAAAAGGCACUCUUUAGUGGAGUAGCUAGAGAAAAUACUUCACAUACUAAUCAGCCUGGAACUCACAGGGAGUCACAGUCUGCUGAUAAGAGGGCCGUUGAAGAGGAACCUGAGAGAUCUUCCAUUACGGAGAAGGCAGCGCCUCCCAUAGAGCCAUCAGUAGAAAAUGAAGAUGCUAUCACUCUACUCGUUAGAAUGCCAGAUAGCAGCCGUCAUGGUCGUCGCUUUCUCAAAUCAGACAAGCUUAAGUACCUUUUUGACUUCAUAGAUGCUGCUGGAUUAGUCAAACCAGGCACAUAUAGAGUGAUAAGAUCAUAUCCUCGCCGUGCAUUCAGCCUUCAAGACGGUGCCUUAACUUUCGAGGAACUGAGUCUGACCAACAAACAAGAAGCGUUGUUUCUGGAACUACUGAUAUAGUAGAGUAGCAUAUGUAACCUGAGAUGAUGAAUGAUGGUUAGCAAAAACUAGUUGAGUUCAAUGUACUUUCGUAGCUAUAGAUCCAACGCAUGCUCUGUUGUAAACUCCCUCUCGUUGAUUUGCUAGUGUUAGUCUCCAGUGUGAAACAAGCAUAUAUGAAAAUAUUUUUAAGGCCUAAUCUAUUAUCUUAAGGCCCAGUU